Molecule: messenger RNA, 4559 nt
Organism: Silurus meridionalis
Lineage: Eukaryota; Metazoa; Chordata; Actinopteri; Siluriformes; Siluridae
Gene: timeless
Product: timeless circadian clock
Exons: 30
Coding region: 260-4021 (1253 amino acids)
Biological process (GO): DNA repair; DNA replication checkpoint signaling; replication fork arrest
Cellular component (GO): replication fork protection complex
Molecular function (GO): DNA binding
Source: RefSeq, a predicted model, not a curated record
GGCGCGCGCUGUGAACUGUAGAGUUUUGCGCGCGAGAUGUUCUGUAAUCUUGGCUGCUGCAAAGCCACCAGAGGGGUGAAGGAGCUAAACGUACUAAAUACCUGUGUUUAAAGAUUCAGUAGUGUCUUAGAAAUAACCUUUAGCAGGAAAAGUAAGCUUUAAAAGAUAAAGUUAUAAAUUAAAAGUUAAUUCAGAGUAUUGACUCAGUUGGCUCUGUUGGAGCCUGAAUUCUCUGGGUUGACGAGCAGUGGAUCAGUGCAUGAUGAACUGUGAACUGUUGGCUACUUGCAGUGCUCUCGGGUAUUUGGAGGGGGAAAAAUACCACAAAGAACCUGACUGCUUGGAGAGUGUAAAAGACCUGAUUCGCUACCUGAGACAUGAGGAUGAGACAAGGGAUGUCAGACAGCAGCUGGGAGCUGGCCAGAUCCUCCAGAAUGACCUUUUACCUAUCAUAACCCAGCAUGGAGAGGAUAAACCCUUGUUUGAUGCCUGCAUAAGGCUCAUGGUGAACUUGACCCAGCCUGCACUUCUCUGCUUUGGAAAAAUUCCAGAUGACGCUUCAUUCCGACACCAUUUCCUCCAAGUGGUGACUUAUCUACAAGGAUAUAAGGAGGCAUUUGCCAAUGAGAAAGUGUUUACCAUCCUGAGUGAGACAUUGUACAACCUGCUGCAACUGGAAUGGGAACAGAGGCAGGAGGAGGAUAACUUGCUGAUUGAAAGGAUUUUGCUGCUUGUCAGGAAUGUGCUGCAUGUCCCUGCUGAUCCAAAUGAGGAAAAGAAUGUAGACGAUGAUGCCAGUCUUCAUGAUAAGCUGCUGUGGGUGAUCCACAUGAGUGGGAUGGAUGAUUUGCUGAAGUUCCUGGCCAGUGCUCAGAGUGAGCAGCAGUGGAGCCUGCAUGUGCUGGAGAUCAUCUCGCUCAUGUUUAGAGAUCAGACUCCUGAGGUCCUUGUGAGUGCAGGGCAGAGCCGCUCCAUACAGGAAAAACAAAAAGAUGCACAUGAGCUGGAAGCUCUCAGACUGAAAGAACUGGCAGAGAAACGAAGCCGCACGCUACAGAGAGGAACCAGGCACUCGCGUUUUCGAGGCUCGUAUGUGAUCCAGGGAUUAAAGUCUAUCGGUGAGAAUGAUGUCAUUUAUCACCAAGGAAUCCACAACUUUAAGAAUUAUACUCAUGACUCUGGAAAGGCCGUGAGGCGUGUGCCCAAGCGUAAACAGGCGGCUAAAGAGAUUGAGACUCUGCGCCGCUCAGUUCUGAAUGUGCGGAUCUUCCUACGUGAAUUCUGCGUCGACUUCAUAGAGAACUGCUACAAUAGACUCAUGUACCUUGUCAAGGAGUCAUUAAUUCGUGAAAAGGGCCAGCAGCAUGAUGAGACAUAUUACCUGUGGGCUCUGACCUUUUUUAUGGCUUUUAAUCGUGGCAAUGGCUGCAGGCCUGAGCUUGUGUCUGAGACCCUCUCCAUCCGUUCCUUCCACUUCAUAGAGAAGAACAUCACCAACUACUAUGAGAUGAUGCUUACUGACCGCAAAGAGGCUACAUCAUGGUCUCGCCGGAUGCAUUUGGCUUUGAAGGCCUACCAAGAACUCCUGGUGACUGUAAAUGAAAUGGAUCACUCCAAAGAUGAGAACAUCCGCCAGAGCGCCAAUGUUAUCAAAAGCAAUAUCUUCUAUCUGAUGGAGUUCAGGGAGAUUUUCCUCACCCUCUUGCGGAAGUAUGAUGAGAGAAUGCAGCCACGUUCGUUUUUGCGUGAUCUGGUGGAAUCUACGCAUCUGUUUUUGCGAAUGCUUGAACGUUUCUGCAAGGGCCGAAACAAUCUUCUGGUGCAGAAAAAGAAGACAAAAAGGAGAAAGAAGAAAAAGAGUUCAACUACACAGAUUGAGAAUACUCCCGAAUCAUUGGAGGAAACUUGGCAAAUUGUGUCUCAGGAGCUCAGGGCCUCUGGUUUUCAGUUAUCAGAUGCUCUGCGAGAGGGGGCUGUGCCUUUUGACGCUACUUCUGAGGUUCCUGUUACUGAGCAGCGGCCUGAAGCGAUGAUUCGUAUCCAGAAUGCUUUGCUCGCCCGGACUGGGCCGGAGGCACUAGGGCUAUUGCGAGCUGCACGUGAGGUGUGGCCUGUGGGAGAUGUGUUCGGUUCGGCUGAGGUGGAACCUGAAGAAGAGCUUGACCUUCUGAAGCAGAUUCUUUUUGCUGAGCUUCCUAGACCAGCUCAGGCCGAACCUGCAAUGGAUGAGGACGAAGAAGAGGCAGAAAUAGAUGAGGAAGAAGAACUUGAGACUGUGCGUGUGUCUGAAACAGAGUUUAACUUCUUGGAUUUUGUUAAGAGGUUUGCAAACUCCAACAUUGUUCGACCAUAUUUGGUGUUGCUGCGCUCAUACCCCACAAACACAGCGCAUACCAACCACUGCAUCGCCCGACUGCUUUACCGUGUUGCAGUAGACCUGAAGAUGGAUGCUUUGCUUUUUCAGCUUUCUGUCUUCCACCUUUUCAAUAAGAUCUUCACUGACCCUGCUGCCUCAGCCUUUAAGGAGUUGGUUACUUUUGCCAAGUAUGUUGUGAACCGGUUUUUCUCUCUUGCUGCCCAGAACAGCAAAGCCUUCAUUGAAUUACUGUUCUGGAAGAAUGUUGGUUCUGUGAGACAGAUGACUGAGGGCUACAGUGCGGAUGAUGCUGGUGCAAAUAAAAAAGCCAAAUGGACACCAGAGGAGGAAGAGGAGCUUCAACGGUUAUAUGAAGAGUACAAAGAUUCAGGAGUUCCUGACAUUGUGGAGACUAUUCUACCAUUACUCAGCAGCGAACGCAACAGACGCCAGGUUGUCAUCCAAAUGGUAUCUAUGGGUUUGGUAGACAGCGUAAAGGACCUGAAAAAAGACAGAAAGGGUACCCAUAUUGUACUCUGGACUGAGGAGCAGGAACAGGAACUGCAGAUGCUCUUUGAGGAAUAUAAAGACUCAGAUGAUGUGCUGGGAAAUAUUCUGAAGCGUCUGACAGCUAAACGCUCUAAGGCACGAGUUUCGGAUAAAAUUAUCAGCAUGGGCCUGGUUUCUGAGCGCAAGGAACUUCAUAAGAAACGGCGACGCAGUACCGCUGCGAAACGCGGGGGAAUGACCGAGGAAGACUUGUUUGCCGAACAGAGUGAAGAACCCAGAGAUGUGAUUUACAGAGAUGAGAAAGAUGAUGAAAUGGAUGAGGGAGAUGAUGAUGAUGAUGAUGAUGAUAGAAAACAAGAAAAGACUAGACAAGUCAGAGAAAAGAAAGUCAGCAGGCGAGAGAGUGUUGUGGAUAAAAACCACAGUGUGGGAACUAUGGCUCGGUGCUUACGGGGAGAAGGCAUGUCGGGGCCAAUCUUGUGGCUUCAGAACUGUCUGAACAGAGCAGCAGAUGAUCGAGAAGAAGAUGGUGUUUCUCACCCUGUGGCACUUGUUCCUCUGACUGAGGAGAACGAAGACGCCAUGGAGAACAAAAAGUUUCAAAGGCUUCUUCGCAAAAUUGGCAUCCGUGCACCAGCAGACGAACAGGAGUCUUUCUGGAGAAUCCCUGCAACUAUGAGCAUCUAUCAGCUAAGGACCUUUGCAGCAUCUCUUGUCCAGGCAGAGGAAAACAAGGUAAAAGAUCAAGAAGAAACUGAAGCAGGGGUGACUAUGAACGCCGAACCGGAUCAGAGCGAUGAUGAAGGCCAUGACUCCCAGGAGCUCAGAUCUCAUGCACUCCGAGCCCUGCUGCUUUCUCGCCAGAGGAAGCGUUCCUCUGAAGACACAAAAAAAGAUUCUGUUGAUGUGGAAGCCACUUCUAAAAGUGGAGCACAGUGCGUUGCUGCUGUUGAAUCUAAACCAUCGGGAAAGAGGAGUCGUGUGUUGGACAGUGAUGAUGAUGAUGAAGAUGAUAAGGAUGAGAGAGGCGAGGCCCCUUGUUCUAAAAUGAUCGUUGAAACCGAGGAAGGCGAUCAGUCAGACGAGGAAACUCGCUCUGCUCCCGCUAAGCGAAGGCGCCACAGAGUCCUGAGUGACGACGAGGAAGAUGACUAGAAGCUGUGAAUUUGGACCAGCCACUUCCACAACACACAUCCAUGCACACGAUCCACAACCACCUCAAAAACUUACUGCAAUCUGUUAUUUUAUAUCACAGUCCACUUUUAAACAAAUUGACAAUCUAAAACUGUAAGAGCAGUUGGGUUUUUAGAGCAGUAGUAAAGUGCAGUUUGUGGGGGUAAUGCUGCAGAUGUAAAUCAGGUUUAGAUAUUGCUCUUUAUUUCAAAGUCUUAGUUCAUAUGUUAUUUUGCUUAGAUUACCUGCAAGCUGUUUUGAGGUGCAGUUUUUGUACAUUUAUACUAAAAUUGUUUCUAGAACUACAACAACUAAGAACUAAUUUUACACGGUGUCUUAAUUUUAGACUUUUGAAAUGUUUGUGGCCCAGACAUGAGCUCCAGCUGCUGGCCUCAACAGAAUCUCUCAACUCUGUCCAGGACAUAUUUAACACUCAUAGAAGGCCAAAUGGGACAAGUAAAAGUGUUAAAAUAGUGCUUUUUGGAUGAAAGAAAAUGUAUUAAACCUUGUCUUUACAUUA